AUGGUUGACAUGCUCAACGACAAGGACAUUGCGAAUUGUUUCGUCCCUCUCUCAGCUAGCGACAGUCUACGUGAAUAUUCAACUGUGGUAAUAAUUUGCUGUCUUAUAUUUAUAAGACAGCUGAAGAAAGGAGUGGGUAGCAAUGAAGCAACAAAAUAUGGAGACGACAAAGUUUCUGUUUGUUUCGCCGUGGAAGAAAGGAAGCUUCCGUUAAUUCGACGUGGAAGAGCCUGA
This is a messenger RNA of Thelazia callipaeda (thelaziosis nematode), 234 nucleotides long. Lineage: Eukaryota; Metazoa; Nematoda; Chromadorea; Rhabditida; Thelaziidae. The record is from the annotation of a GenBank genome assembly.